Staurois parvus is the source of this 337-nucleotide messenger RNA. NCBI's taxonomy places the organism in Eukaryota, Metazoa, Chordata, Amphibia, Anura, Ranidae. The record is from the annotation of a GenBank genome assembly.
UGCCACCUGUCAGUGCCCAUCAAUGCCAGAUUCAGUGCCACCUAUCAAUGCCAGUCAGUGCCACCUAUCAGUGCUGCCAAUCAGUGCCACCUAUCAGUGCGCAUCAGUGCUGCCUAUCAGUGUCCGUCAGUGCUGCCUAUCAGUGCCGCCUAACAGUGCCAGUCAGUGCCACCUAUCAGUGCCAGUCAGUACCGCCUAUCAGUGCCACCUAUUAGUGCCAUAUAUGAGUGCUGCCUUUCAAUGCCCAUCAGUGCCACCUACUAGUGCCUCCUCAUCAGUGCCACCUAUCAGUGCCCAUCAGUGCAGCCUAUCAGUGCCCAUCACUACAGCUUCAUUA